AUGCCUCCAUUCAAUGAAGAUCAACACAUCUAUCGUCGUGCUAUCUUACAAGAUAGAUGCAACAACAUGAAGCAACAGCAACAGCAACAGCAACAUCAAUCUGAGUUGAGUAGAACCCAACACAAGUUGCAACUGCAAAGGCUAUCGUUCUUGACAAACGAUAGAAACUAUCUGGAUCACCCUCAGAAUAUGAAGAGGUUGACAAAGGAGCUCGAUAGAGUGAACCGAGAAUACCGCAAUGUUCGUCGUUACGAAGACCCGGUAAAAGAAUCAUUCAAGCGGCUGGUCGCUUCAAAAUCAAGUCAAUCUGCAAAUAUACCAUCGUUGAGAUCGGAUCAACAGCAACAAAAGCAGCGUCUUGUAAGAAGUAAUAGCAGCGGAAGCAGUAGUAGCAGUGAUAAAAGCUCGAGCGGUAGUAGCAGUUUAUCAAGUAGUACAGCAGAUGUAGCACCUACAUCCUAUUCCACAUCUGCUGAGAAAAGCAGUUUCUUGACGAGAUGGUUUAUCAGCAAUGAAGAGACACUACCUAUUGUAUCAAAGCAUCACUCCUCAACAUCAGCAGAGCCAUGUAACUCGGUUGUAUACUCAUUCCAUCCCACUAUAGCGAGCCAAAUGAAACGUAAAAAUAAAAAAUAA
Molecule: messenger RNA, 636 nt
Organism: Mucor velutinosus
Lineage: Eukaryota; Fungi; Mucoromycota; Mucoromycetes; Mucorales; Mucoraceae
Product: Pyruvate decarboxylase PdcB
Exons: 1
Coding region: 1-636 (211 amino acids)
Biological process (GO): TOR signaling
Cellular component (GO): TORC1 complex
Source: RefSeq, a predicted model, not a curated record